AUGUCGCGCGCGGCCCGACUCACUGCGCGCUGGACGCGGCUCUCGCUGGAUAAUGCGCCGCUUGCUCGCUCUUCGCACGGGCUCUCGUCCAUCGGCGGCGCCGCUUACCUCUUUGGUGGCGAGGCGACGGCUCGUACCGCCAUCGACAGCGUCGUGCACAGGCUCGACUUGCAGGCCGGAGCGUGGACAGAGCUGCAGCCCAGCGGCAGCGCGGCGCCGCUGCCACGCAUAGGGCACGCGCAGUGCGCCGCGAGUGGCCAGCUGAUCGUGUUUGGCGGCCGAACGAGCGUGAGCAUGGGCGAGGGCGACCUCAACGACCUCUGGUCCUUCGACCCGGAGGCGGUGGCGUGGACGCCGCUCGAGGCCGCGAGCGGCGAGCCGCCGAGCGCGCGCUCCUUCCACCGUGCCGCGGCCGUCGGCGACCGCGUGUAUGUCUUUGGCGGCUGCGACGCCUCGGGCAGGCGUGCAGACCUCCACGAGUUUGACCUGAGCAGCCGGCGGUGGACCGAGCUCGCGCCGCCCGCCGACCUGGGCGGGUACCCCGGCCGCGGCGGCGCCACCCUCGAGGCGGCGGCCGACGGCUCGGCGCUGCUCGCCGUGGCGGGCUUCGCCGGGCACGAGACGAAUGACGUCGUCCGCUUUGACGUGGCGCGGCGAGUGUGGGAGCGGGCGCCGUCCGAGUGGCUCCGGCCGCGCUCGGUGUGCGCGUCGUUCAGCUUCGCGCCGGUGUCCGGCCCCGCGGUGGUCGUCUUUGGCGGCGAGGUGUCUCCCUCCGACAAGGGCCACGAGGGCGCCGGCGGCUUCGCGUCCGACUUGGUCGGCAUCGACGCGGGCGGGCAGCCGAUCGAGGUUGUGGUGGACGGCGCUUCCACGCCGCCGCCGCGCGGGUGGGGCGCGGGCACCGCGAUCGCCGCCGACCAAGGGGUGCUCUUCGGCGGGCUCUCCGGCGACGACGCGGCGCCGGUCAGGCUCGGCGACGCGUGGCACCUCGAGGUUGCGUGA
This is a messenger RNA of Emiliania huxleyi CCMP1516, 1002 nucleotides long. RefSeq lists its product as hypothetical. Gene Ontology annotation, molecular function: enzyme regulator activity; protein binding. The record is from RefSeq and is a predicted model, not a curated record. Gene Ontology annotation, cellular component: cytosol. The transcript has a single exon. The coding region runs from base 1 to 1002 and encodes 333 amino acids. NCBI's taxonomy places the organism in Eukaryota, Haptophyta, Isochrysidales, Noelaerhabdaceae.